GACGUCAGAUGGCUGAAUUUCCUCUCGACCCUCCUCAAUGUCAGAUGCUGAUCGUGUCCUCACAGAUGGGUUGUACCGCCGAAAUUUUGAUUGUAGUCUCCAUGUUGUCCGUCCCGUCGAUUUUUUAUCGGCCAAAAGGCAGAGAAGAGGAAGCCGACGGCGUCAGAGAAAAGUUUCAGGUUCCCGAAAGCGAUCACUUGACGUUUCUCAACGUCUACAACCAGUGGAAGCAAAACAACUAUUCUUCUCAUUGGUGCAACGAUCACUUCAUACACAUCAAAGCUAUGCGGAAGGUUCGAGAGGUGCGCCAACAGUUGAAGGAUAUUGUGAUUCAGCAGAAACUGGAAAUUAAAUCUUGCGGUUCCGAUUGGGAUGUCGUGAGAAAAUGUAUUUGUUCAGCUUAUUUUCAUCAAGCUGCAAGACUCAAAGGUAUUGGUGAAUACGUAAACUGCCGAACCGGAAUGCCCUGCCACUUGCACCCCACCUCAGCUCUCUUCGGUCUUGGAAGCACCCCCGAUUACGUGGUGUAUCACGAACUCGUCAUGACAGCUCGCGAAUACAUGCAGUGCGUAACUUCGGUGGACGGACAUUGGCUGGCUGAACUGGGGCCGAUGUUCUUCUCUGUGAAGGAAACGGGUAAGUCUGGAAGGGCUAAGAAGAAACAAGCUGCAGAGCAUCUACUGGAGAUGGAGAAUCAGAUGCAGUUGGCCCAGGAGGAGAUGAAAGCUCGAAAGGAGGCUGCCGAAAAGAAAGAAGCUGCUCUUCACAAGGGGCAGGAAAUUGUUAGCGCGGGGGCUACUCCAAGAAGGACGCCUGCAAGAUUCGGGCUGUAGAAGUCUGUUGUUGGAAGGAUAUUGUACAUAAUAUUUUUUUAAUUAAAUUAUACGAUUUUUCA
Molecule: messenger RNA, 895 nt
Organism: Leptinotarsa decemlineata (Colorado potato beetle)
Lineage: Eukaryota; Metazoa; Arthropoda; Insecta; Coleoptera; Chrysomelidae
Product: ATP-dependent RNA helicase l(1)G0007
Cellular component (GO): intracellular anatomical structure
Molecular function (GO): 3'-5' RNA helicase activity; RNA binding; ATP binding
Source: RefSeq, a predicted model, not a curated record